AUGGAAUCCGGUGCCAUACCUGAUGACAGCAUCACUGCAUCAUCCUUGGAGCAUGUGGAAAACCGCGACUUCUACCGCGCACGGUUGAACUCAUUUGCCGGUUGGGGCGCCUGGGUGCCCGCACACAAGGCCGUCGGAGAAUGGUUGCAGCCGGCAGACGGGUCGGGCUCGUCCCAGGACCUCACCCCCGCACCAGGACCGGAUGCCACCUCGGCAACAGUGCAGGGACUGCUGGCCCACACGGAAUACACUCUCACGCUGACUUCUUUUGGCGAGGACGACCAGCCAAACGGAGUUAUCAACGGUACAUACACCACAGGUAACACGGACAGUGACACUCAAGUUAUGAACCUGCUGGACAGCCCAGUUGAAGCCCGUUAUGUGCGCUUCUACCCUCUGACCUGGAAUGAUGAAAUCUCAAUGAGGGUUGAGAUUCUUGGAUGCAGCACUAACAUGACAUUGAUAUCAGGACUGCGCCUCGAUGAUGCCGCGUCUGGUCAUCUCACCGUUUCCUGGACAGUCGUAGGGAAUCAUCCGAUCUCGCGCUACAGGCUCCGCUACCAGCCGGCAGACGGGUCGGGCUCGUACCAGGACCUGUGUCCCGCGCCAGAGUUUGGAGCCACCUCAGCAACAGUGCAGGGACUGCUGGCCAACACGGAAUACACCCUCACGCUGACUUCUUUUGACGAGGACGAUCAGCCAAACGGAGUUAUCAAUGGGACAUUCACCACAGUUUGCCAGGUUCCGCUUGGAAUGGAGUCUGGUGCUAUACCUGAUGACAACAUCACUGCAUCUUCGAUCAGAGGUAGUCCUAGUGUAACCGAUUACAAGCCCUACCGCGCACGGUUAAAUGGAGUAGCUGGCUGGGGCUCCUGGAUAGCGGAUAACAACAGUAUCGGGGAAUGGUUGCAGGUUUUUACAGGCAACACGGACCAGCGCACCCCUGUAACGAACCUACUGGACAACCCAGUUGAAGCCCGUUAUGUGCGCUUCUACCCUCAGUCAUGGAAUGUUCGCAUCGCCAUGAGGGUGGAGAUUCUAGGCUGCAGCAUUAACAAUGGAUUUUUCGGGUUUUGUGUUGACCCACCGACCCAAGCCAACACCAUCGGGCCCGUGUGUGACUGCCCCUAUCUGCCGGGGGAGAACUGCACCUACCCAUGUUCCCCGGGAUAUCACGUCACUUCCGGUGACGUCAUAACCAGAACAUGCACGUCAAAUGGGUCAUGGACGGAACCGGAUCUUUUCUGCCAACCUGAAGCAUCGUGCUCGAUUACGAAGUUUGGGGAUGGCGAUCACAUGCCAGUGACGAGAGAUCUUCCUCCGGUCGUCUCCCCGCCCUUCAUCUUUGAGGUCAAGGUCAACACCAGUGGGGCUGGCGUGGUCAUCCGCCUAGAAGUGCCGGGAGGAGGCGGAUACCGUAUAGAAAUCCAAUCCGGAAGGUCUAAGAGCCAGAGAGUCGGCAGUCAACGUGCGGGAGUUGCAAGGGAGGACACACCAGAUGGAUUUCCAGGAGUUUGUGUUGACCCACCUCUCCAAGCCAACACUACCGGGCCCGUGUGUGACUGCCCCUAUCUCCUGGGGGAGAGUUGCACCUACCCAUGUUCCCCGGGAUAUCACGUCACUUCCGGUGACGUCAUAGCCCGAACCUGCUCGGCAGAUGGGUCAUGGACGGAACAGAAUCUUUUCUGCCAAUCUGAAGGUACGAAAUAA
Messenger RNA from Branchiostoma belcheri (Belcher's lancelet), 1710 nucleotides. RefSeq lists its product as uncharacterized. The transcript is spliced from 9 exons. Gene Ontology annotation, molecular function: protein binding. The record is from RefSeq and is a predicted model, not a curated record. NCBI's taxonomy places the organism in Eukaryota, Metazoa, Chordata, Leptocardii, Amphioxiformes, Branchiostomatidae. The coding region runs from base 1 to 1710 and encodes 569 amino acids.